AUGGACAUCUCCGACGACCAGCUCUAUGAUGUCUUUCAGCAGAUGUGCGACGAUGGAGACGAGCAUGUCCGCGUUGAUCGUCUCCUCGAGCUUGCCAAGAGCAUGAAUUAUCAAGAUCUGGCUUCGCUGAGCAAACUUGACACGGCAGGGACAGGCCUCUUGGACUUUACAGCCUUUGCCAAGGGCAUCAAGCGCCUCAAAGGCCGGCACCCCGAGUACCCCGAGCGCCUUGCAUUGAUCCCCACGGCUCGCACACCAACCCACAGCAACUCGCCGGCUAUGCGCCGAGCCUCUACUAUUGCUAGCAAUGGAGGAUCAUCACCGCUUGAGGCUGGUUCCAAUGGUGCAGUCUUUCCUGAAGUGACCGAGCAUGUUUCUGAACAGCUUGAACAAGAGAAUGAACGGCUGAAGCGUGAAAUGGGCGAGUUGCGCGAGAGCAGAGAUGCGACACACACGGAGAAUGAGCAGCUCAAGCAGCGCUUGGCUCGUCUGGAACAACAAUGCGAAGACUACGAGCAACAACUCACGCUCGUCGACGAGGAGUCGCGCAGCAGCUCUCGCCUCGAACGAGAUACCGCCGUCGCCAAGCUUCGCGCCGAAAAGCUGGAACUCAAGCACACCGUCGAGGCGCUCAAUGCCCGUGCUCACGAGGAGGAAUACCAUAAGCUUGAGCGAGCCCUGCGUGACCCACGAGAAUACAAUCGCCUCUUUGUCAAGGCCGGCAUGGAAAUUGCGGCCGAACGCCAGGCCGACUCCUUGGCUGCCGAACUGAAUGGGGCCUCCCGAGAUGACCUUUUUGAACGUGUUCAGCGUCAAGCUGAAACCAACGAUGCGCUUCGCGCCUACAUAGACCGCUUGCUCGCUGUUGUGAUUGAAAAGGUUCCGGAGAUCCUUGAGGUUAAAUAGGAGAGUUGUGACCCAGAUUACUUUUUAGCUAAGCCGGCUGCCCACACGUAAACCAGUGUUCAUAGCACGUGUGUGUGUUGCAUUCCGGCUUUGUUUUAUGAUUUUCCCUAUUCUUCCCUUUAGUUUCCCAUCACUGUUUGUGUCAGAGGAGGAGGCCAGUACCUUCUGAUGACAUGAUGUUUUCUCAUCUCCUCUUUCUAUUGCGUUUUUCUUCUCUUCUUUCUC
Monosiga brevicollis MX1 is the source of this 1131-nucleotide messenger RNA. RefSeq lists its product as uncharacterized. Bases 1 to 906 code for a protein of 301 amino acids. The transcript has 6 exons. The record is from RefSeq and is a predicted model, not a curated record. NCBI's taxonomy places the organism in Eukaryota, Choanoflagellata, Craspedida, Salpingoecidae. Gene Ontology annotation, cellular component: endocytic vesicle; recycling endosome membrane; midbody. Gene Ontology annotation, biological process: regulation of cytokinesis; endocytic recycling.